This is a messenger RNA of Phoenix dactylifera (date palm), 1532 nucleotides long. RefSeq lists its product as uncharacterized. Gene Ontology annotation, molecular function: metal ion binding. The record is from RefSeq and is a predicted model, not a curated record. Lineage: Eukaryota; Viridiplantae; Streptophyta; Magnoliopsida; Arecales; Arecaceae.
GCCCUCCAUAUCUGGACUGUCCUGGUCCUUAAGUUCAGCUCUAUGGUGAACCACUUCCCCCUCACCCACACUGUACUCACUUGGAGGGAGUGCCAUAUUGCUCCCUCCUACAAAACCCACCAGCAAAAUAUCAGCAUAUUCCCCCACUCUCUUCUCUCUUUCCUCCCUCCUUCCCUUCCUUUUUAUCUCCUCACAUUCCCCUCCUCCUCUCCUCUCUUCACUUGUCUUCAUUGCUCUCUCUCUCUCUUCCAGCUUCCACUAUCUCUUUAUUCCCCUCUUUCUCUCAUGGCCUCAGCUGAAGAAGGUUCAGAACCACUGAAAUAUCAGACUUGGACAUUGAAGGUCUCCAUCCACUGUGAAGGCUGCAAGAAGAAAGUGAAGAAGGUCCUCCAUAGUAUCGAAGGGGUCUAUAAGACAACCGUAGAUUCCCAGCAGCAGAAGGUGAUCGUCAUAGGGAACGUUGAGGCGGAGACUCUCAUCAAGAAGCUCCUCAAGACCGGGAAGCACGCCGAGCUCUGGCCGGAGAAGAAGCCCAACAACCCCGGCAACAACAACAGCGGCGGCGGCUGCGGCGGCGGUGGCAAGAAGAACAAGAACAAGAACAAGGCUUCGGGCAAACCAAACGAGUCGUCGGAAAACCCGGAGAGCAAUCAGACCCCUACCGCCGAUGAUUCUUCCCCUGACUCCUCUGCUAAUCCCGACGGCGAUGCCCCGAAUAACGGUCGCAAGGAUUCCCCGAAGGUCGACAACAAGGAGGCCGGGAACUCCCCGCCACCUGAGAAACAGGGUGGCGCCGCCGCCGCUUCCGAGGCCGCCGGCGGCGGCGGCGGCGGUAAGAAGAAAGGCAAGAAGGGUCAGAAGGAGAACAAUGGCGGUGGCGGUGGCGGUGGGGGUGGAGGCGGCGGCGGCGGCGGCGGAGGUGAAGUUCAAGGAGCCUCAGAAGGGAUGGGCAGCAAACCGGGCAGCGGCGGUGCCAGCGUAGUGAGCUUGCCGGCGUUCAGUUAUGCAGUCUACCCGACGUCGCAGCCGCCGGCGUAUGUAGUGAGCUACAGCACAGUGCAGCCGAGUGCGAGCUACGGCGGUGCCUACUACCCGAUGUCGGCGAAUCAGAGCAGCUAUUUCUACUCGGGUGCGACGGUGGCGGCGGCGCCAGGUUCGUAUUAUAUCUUUAGUGAUGAGAAUGCCAAUGCCUGCAGAAUCAUGUGAGGAAGCCGAUGGCGGCGGCGGUGGCCGGAGUCCUGAUCUUAUGCGGGGCUUUCGUCCCCUUGGUGUAGUGUAAUCUGAAGUAGUUCUAGGUGUUGAAGAGUAUGAAUGAAUGUGAGAGUACUUAAGCUUAUACUACCUGUAUAAGCUUAUACUACUUGUUUAAGUGUAAUGGUGGAAAGUAAUGCGAGUGUGAAGCUUAUACUACUUGUAUUAAGUGUCAUUGUGGAAAGUGGAGGUGAAGACUGUAGUUUGGAUGAUUUUUGUCGCUUUUUUAACUGUGCAAAUGGUGGAAAACAUGGGAAAAAUUUGAGGUGGUGUUGCCUUUU